AUGGCUACCCCCGGUGUCCUUACCUUUGAUGCUGAGGGUCGUGCUGUUGACAUUGAGGUCUGGGUCGAUGACCUCCAGCUGUUCCUACAGUGCGACAGGGCAGACGGACUCUCCCUGUUCGAUCUCACCUCUGGUGCCUCUCCUGCCCCGCCUGCUACUACUGAUAGCAUUGUUCGCUCACAGUGGACCACACGCGAUGCUGCUGCCCGUCUUGCUGUGCGUCGUCACUUACCGACCACUGAGCGUGCACACUUUAGCCAGUACAAGAGUGCUAAGACCUUGUACGACGCUGUAGUUGCACGCUACUCUUCCCUUGCCACUGCUGCACUGAGCCGCCUCAUGCUACCAUACCUCUUCCCUGACCUUGCUGCCUUUCCCACAGUCGCUGACCUCAUUACGCACCUUCGCACUAGUGACACUCGCUACCGCGCUGCGCUUCCUGCUGAGUUCUCUGCCAAGAACCCCACCCCCAUGUACAUCACCCUCUACUACAUAGUCACCCGGCUCCCUGACUCCCUUCGCUUAGUCAGGGACCACUUCCUCUUAGUUUGCCCCACCACACUCACUGUUGACCUCCUCGAGGAGCGCCUCCUAGCAAUAAAGAAGAGCAUAGUCGCUGUAGGAGCCUCUCGUGGUGACCCUCGCACCCCCGUCUUUGAGGGUCGGUCGGCGCUGCGUCUACCCCUAGCGGGAGACUCCGCACUGGCAAGGGCAAGGGGGGCAAGGGCGCUGGAGGGGCUGGCGGGGGCGGUGGAGGUGGUGGUGGAGGCAGUGGAGGGGGUGGGGGUGGUGGUGGGAGUGGUGGCGGGGGUGGAGGUGUCGGUGGCAGGAGUGGAGGCGGAGGAGGCGGCGGCGGUGGCGGAGGGAGCAGAGGCGGCGGAGGUGGCGGAGGCGGCGGAGGUGGCGGAGGCGGCGGAGGUGGCGGAGGCGGCGGAGGUGGCGGAGGAGGCGGCGGCAGCGGUGGAGCUGGUCACGGCUCUGCGCAGAGGAGUGGGUCCGGUGGUGAUCCGCGCCAGCAGUAGCAGCGCAGUUGUGAGACCCUGUCCCCUCAGCAGCUUCGUGAGUGGUACGCUGCGCGUCAGUGAGGUCUACCUCCCCUUGUUCUCUACGAACUUGGUGAGUGGAGCUGAUCUACGGGAUAGGGGGGUUGACAAGUUCACUCCUUCGAGUCAGCGGGUGACCCACUGCAUGUGUGGUUGGACAGGCCGACACUUGGCCACAUUCACCCGUCGGCCGGGGUCGAGCCUGUACACACUUACUACUGAGUCUCCUCCGGCUGCUGAGUUUGGUCAGGUAGCUGCGUCGAGUAAGGGGCCUGCCCCUACCUGCGUCCCCUGCGUCGAGGGGCGACAGCGCGCCGCCCCUCACUCCUCCGAGUUUCCUCCGACAGAGGCUCCGCUACAAACUCUUCACAUGGACGUGUGGGGCCCCGCCCGCGUGCGUGGCCAGGGGCACGAGUGUUACUUCCUGUUGGUGGUUGACGACUACUCGCGUUACACCGCAGUCUUCUCCUUGCGCAGCAAGGUACACAGCGCAUCAGCUCAACCUUCAGCCCCGGGUCUCCUUGCCAGAGACCUCCCCCCCCUUGCGGUGGACGGGGAAGGUUGGCGAUGCGUCUGGGGAUCUCGGGCGUUUGUCCCCGACUUGUCUGCGGACAAGUUGUCCCCCCGUGCUGUUCCCCGCGUCUUCCUUGGCUUCCCCCCUGACGCGCCUGGGUGGCAGUUUUACCACCCCACCUCGCGUCGUGUUCUGUCCUCCGAGGACGUCACCUUUGACGAGUCGGUGCCUUACUACCGUCUCUUCCCCUACCGCACUGCGCCCCUCCCCCCGCCGCCGCUCUUCCUUGCGCCAGGUCCUCCCCGAGUAGACCCCGUCCCCCCUCAGGGUCCUGCCCCGUCAGGUGUGUCCCAGGUAGACGCAGUCAAGCCUGUAGAGGUAGCUGUUGACUCUGGUGCUGCUAGAGGUGCUGAGCCUGCGGGUGCCGGGUCUGGAGGUGCUGAGCCUGACGGUGCGGAGCCUGGGGGUGCUGAGUCCAGGGGUUCGGAGCCUGGGGGGGCUGAGCCUGGGGGUGCUGAGUCUGGGGGUGCUGAGUCUGGGGGUGCUGAGUCUGGGGGUGCGGAGCCUGGGGGUGCUGGGUCUGCUCGUGUGGCCUCUCGCGGUGCUUCGUCGAGGCGGUAG
Messenger RNA from Closterium sp. NIES-65, 2178 nucleotides. NCBI's taxonomy places the organism in Eukaryota, Viridiplantae, Streptophyta, Zygnematophyceae, Desmidiales, Closteriaceae. The record is from the annotation of a GenBank genome assembly.